Messenger RNA from Rubroshorea leprosula, 1259 nucleotides. Lineage: Eukaryota; Viridiplantae; Streptophyta; Magnoliopsida; Malvales; Dipterocarpaceae. The record is from the annotation of a GenBank genome assembly.
GCAGUUAAGUUGGCGUAAGAAGAAGGGCUUAAUUGCUUUGAUCCCCGAGUUCAAGGGCUUAUAUGCAUCAAUUACAGUCUAGGGGCUUAAUAGCGAUUCUGGGGUUGGUUCAGGGGCUUAACUUAUGGUUUUGCCAAAAAAAAGGGGGGAAAGGCAUCUCGAACCUUCUCCUUUUUCUUCCAUUUUUUAAUUUUCUCUCUCCUGAACCGGCUUUCUCCCCCAAACCAGCCGGCAGCCACAUGCCCAGCCAUAACCUGCAAUCAUACCUCCCUACUCCCCCCUCUUGCGCCCGGCCUUGCUCUGCCCUAACCGCUACCACGCCUGCACCCCUUUUGUUGUACCCGAGCCUGCAACCUCCUACGCCCAGCCCAGAUCCUCUGCACCGAACCAGCCUCCACCCUCCUCUGCAUCAAUCUCCUGCUUCCUCUCCCCUCUGCAUCAAUCUCCAGCUCUACACCGUGCCAGCCUUCCUCUGCACCAGAUCCCUUCGCCUCUACACCAGAUCUCCUCUCCUCUGCGCCACCCAUGCUGGCAAUCAUGUCCCUUUGCACGCCAGGAUCACUGGCAAUCAUACCCCCUCUGCACCGAGCCUGCGCGCAAUCAUGCACUCUAGCGCCCCUUGCUCUGCGCCCCUGCCUCCUACACGCUGCACCUACUCCCCUGCACCGAGCCUACACUCCUUUUACUGCACCACCUUGCUGCGCCUCCUGCACUCUGUGCCCAAUCCCGUGUCCCUGCUUCUUGCACGCUACAGCCAUGUAGAAAAGACAGUGUAUACCAGACAAAUCGGCAUCCUCAGAAGAAGUUUUUUUUAUGUUAUUUUAUUUUUAUUUUAUUAUAUUGUUUGGGUAUAUAUAGAGUAAAAAACAGAAUAAAGAGUGGGGAUUUUCUGGUUGAUUUUCGGGUUCUCUUUUUUGGGAGCUGGAAGGAGUCUUCUCUUGGUUUUGAGUGUGGUAUUGACGACGGCCUAAAAGAGUGUUUUUCUGUUGAAAGAAGAUUGGUGUUUGAGAAAGGAGAUUUACGGGCUGCAAGAGGUAUAACUCUGAACAGAGGAUUUUUGUUGGGAAAAUGGUGAAGGAGAUGGUGGAAGCUUGAUCCCGUGGGUGGGAUCCCUUCCAUCAGAUCCAGAUCUAUUUUUCUUUCAAAAAUUUGCCGUGUUUGUUUUCCUCUGCGUGUUUAUUUUUUUUUAUCUGAUGUUAAGAUUGAAUGUGUUUUCUUGAAAAAUGAAUGAAAAGCCAAAAGAAAUUGUCCAGUUCGUC